This is a messenger RNA of Nicotiana tabacum (common tobacco), 576 nucleotides long. The record is from RefSeq and is a predicted model, not a curated record. Lineage: Eukaryota; Viridiplantae; Streptophyta; Magnoliopsida; Solanales; Solanaceae.
AUGAGGUCAGACCCUAGCACUCGAAAGUCAAGCGCUUUCUGCGAAUUUCACCAAGAAAGGGGUCACAAAACCGAAGAUUGCACAGGACUACGACAAGAAGUAGUACGAAUACUAAACCAAGUUCACCUAAAGGAGCUACUGAGCGAUCGAGGACGAACUAACUUCGCCCGCGAACGCAAACAACCCCAAGGACCUCCAAAACCGCCUUCUCCCACUCGCACCAUACAAAUGAUCAUCUGCGGGGGCGAUGACGCGGCGAUCAAUCAUGUCAAGUUCACCACCACACAUAAACUCAAACGAUCAAUUACCCACGAACGAUAUGAUGACCUCGAAGAUAGUAUCAUUUUCGAUAAGUCGGAUACCAACAGUUUGUCUUUCAAUGACUAUGAUGCUCUUGUUAUCACUUUACGUAUCGCAGAUACUGAUAUAAAAAGAAUAAUGGUAGAUGACGGGAGCGGCACGUAUAUUAUCCAUCCUCGAGUCCUCGUGCAGAUGAGACUCGAAGAUAAAAUAAUAUUGCGUUGUAUAACGCUAACAAGUUCUAAUAAUGUGUUGAACGGACUUCUGGAGAGAUAA